UGGCCCAGGCGCAAGCUCUGCCCUGCCUGCCCCUCGGAGACCGCUCCCCUAUAAAAGGGCUGAGCAGCUCAGCUCCUCUCACCGGGGGUGUGAAGAGCGGGGGACCAUGGACUUCAUCAGCAUUCAGCAGUUGGUAAGUGGAGAGAGAGUCGAAAAGAAAGUGUUUGGAUGUGGACGUGGAGUUCCUGAUCCUGGAGGCUGGCCUAGUGACUGGAGGCUGGGACCCCAAGAAGCUGUGGCCCGGGAGAGGUGGAAACUGGAAGAAGAGAAGAAGAAGAAACUUGAAAGAUUUAACAGCUCCAGACUUAAUCUGGAGAAUCUGGCUGACUUGGAAAACUUGGUUCAAAGACGAAGAGAAAAGCGACUGAAACGCCGAGUCCCCCCCAAGGCACCUGAGCCGGAGGUUAAGGCACAGCCCCAGGCCCGGCUGGAGCCUGUGGACCUGGAGAAGUUCCUGAAGGCGGCUGCUGAGAACCAGGAGGCCCUGAUUGACAAGUACCUGACAGACGGAGGGGACCCCAAUGCCCAUGACAAGCUCCACCGCACGGCCUUGCACUGGGCCUGUCUGAAGGGCCACAGCCAGCUUGUGAACAAGCUGUUGGAGGCGGGCGCCACUGUGGAUGCUCGGGACCUGCUGGAGAGGACACCCGUGUUCUGGGCCUGCCGUGGAGGGCACCUGGACAUCCUCAAACUGCUGCUUAACAAGGGAGCACAGGUCAACGCCCAGGACAAGAUCCGGAGCACCCCCCUGCACGUGGCCGUGCGCACAGGGCACUCUGACUGCCUGGAGCACCUCAUCGCGUGCGGAGCCCACAUCAACGCACAGGACAAGGAAGGGGACACAGGUCUACACGAGGCCGUGCGGCAUGGCCACCACAAAGCCAUGAAGGUGCUGCUGCUCUACGGAGCCAAGCUGGGCGUGCAGAACGAGGCGUCCAUGACCCCAGUGCAGCUGGCGCGAGACUGGCAGCGGAGCAUCCGGGAAGCACUCGAGGCCCAUGUUGGGCACCCCCGGAGCCGGUGCUGACGAUGGCAACAGACCUGCGGGUCACUCCAGCCACCAUUCCAUCCCCUUCCCCUCCCAUCCUCACGCCACCCAAACACCUGUACCCCUGUGUGGUUCUUACCGCUUGGUCCCAAUCCCUCUCUCAGGGCGGCUUCCUCAGUCCUCCAGGGCAGCCCUGUCAGGACCGAGGAGCAGCACCGACUCCAGCAGGCAGAACAAGGAGGCCUCCCUGGCUUCAGGUCUCAGGGAUGGCCCGUUCCCUGCCUGGGUACACGCUGGGAGGGGCUGGCACAGAGGACCAUGGGUACGGAAACAAACAAAGUGGGUCCACACGGGAGACCAUGAAAGAGAGUGGGAGCCCAGGACAGAACACAAAAUGAAGAGUCCUCAGCCUCGAGUACCCAGGGCUGGGUGCUCGGCCCCUCGGUGUCCACUGACCCUCAGUCUAGACUGAUUAUGUCCCUGCCCUCCACAAGGGCCAGCCUCCCAUCAGGUGGUGAUUCAGCACAUGGCCAGCAGCCACCAUCCAGGUCACAAAGAUGUCAGGCACUUCUGCAGCUGCCCAAGGCCCUUGGCUAGGGGUUGUUCCAGGGGACUCCAUUCCUAUCAGCAGCAACCCUGAUAGUGUCUGGAGCGGCUCUAGGCAACUUUGGUCUUGGGGCCUCUGGAGUUGGGCCCGACAGGCUGGAGGGGGUUAUUCAGCAGGUUUGAGGCCCCACUGCAGCAGAAGUCCAGGACCAACCUGGUUGCCCCAGAGGCCCCAAGACUGAUGAGCUGGAGCUAGUAUUUACAUUAGACAAACCUCAUGCCCACCGUCCAAAGGCUUCGGUCAGGCCUGCCUGCCACAUGCCAGUUGCCAGCUGGUGGCUCUCCGUGUAGGGUGAAGUGCCAGGGUGCGGGGGAUUGCUUGUGGCCCACCCAGCUUUUGGGGCGGUGGCCCGUAACUCUCCUGUGCCUCAGGCGCUGACGCUGCCCUGGUACUGGAGCUCUUGCCUGGACUCUGCGGCUGCACCGGCCGUUUUAUCCUACCUGAGGGAGGACACCGAGGAGCUCGGAACUCAGCCCACGAGGGGAAGCAGAGCGAGGAGCACACCUCCUCCUUUUCCGUCUCCUCAUCGGGAGUAGGCUUAGGACCCGACUUUACUCAAGCUCUCCUAGAGGCUCCUUCCUCUCUGUCCUUGCUGUUUCAAGUUGCACUGGUGCAGACCUGUGCUACCGGUGGGGCUGGGUCCUUAAAUGCCAGAAGGUGAAUCUUUAAAGAACUCUGCCCUAAACUGGGAGCCACAGGCCGAGGGAUGGGCCACAAGACGAAGGUUAGCCUCCCUCGCACAUCAGCUUCCUGGGCUGACAUCCAUUUUGCAGCAGUUAUUUUUAGUCUAACUUCUCAGGCCAGAACACGGCAGUUCUUACCGUGUAAAAAGCUGACGAGAGCCCCACACUAGGGGCCACUCACCUUUCCUUCACGUGGGCAGCUCCUGCCCUGUGGUGACAGAGCCAGUGUUCGCUGGACACUGAGGCCAUGGGAGAAACAGGUACUCAAGUUCAUGGAGAAGACGACUCCCCAUACAGAAAAUGGGGACACUUAAGCAACUGACAAAAAUACCUUUUUAUAUGCAUCAAUAUUUUUUUGUUCAUUAAAAUUGGUUGACUAUCCA
This is a messenger RNA of Equus quagga, 2661 nucleotides long. It is a transcript of the gene ANKRD23, whose product is annotated as ankyrin repeat domain 23. The transcript is spliced from 9 exons. The coding region runs from base 107 to 1027 and encodes 306 amino acids. Gene Ontology annotation, cellular component: nucleus. Gene Ontology annotation, biological process: positive regulation of transcription by RNA polymerase II. The record is from RefSeq and is a predicted model, not a curated record. NCBI's taxonomy places the organism in Eukaryota, Metazoa, Chordata, Mammalia, Perissodactyla, Equidae. Gene Ontology annotation, molecular function: protein binding; transcription cis-regulatory region binding.